Messenger RNA from Eucalyptus grandis, 1987 nucleotides. Its product is annotated as probable serine/threonine-protein kinase PIX13. Gene Ontology annotation, biological process: protein phosphorylation. The transcript has 6 exons. Bases 377 to 1444 code for a protein of 355 amino acids. The record is from RefSeq and is a predicted model, not a curated record. Lineage: Eukaryota; Viridiplantae; Streptophyta; Magnoliopsida; Myrtales; Myrtaceae. Gene Ontology annotation, molecular function: protein kinase activity; ATP binding.
UUCAGACAGCAAGUUCCGUCUGCUUUCGCUUGUCUCCCUGGCUUUCUUGCAACUCUCGUUCUACCGAUUCUGCCCCUCUUGCCACCUUCCCCACGCGGACUCGAAGUCGGCGACUUGAAUCAGCGGAAUACAAGUCAAAGAUUAUGAGAAGAAAACAAAGAGAGGGGAAAAUGAGACACCCAUGAAUCGAAUUGUUUAUGAGAUUUGAUAAAGACGAUCCCGGGUGAUGAUAGUUCAAUAACCAUGAACAGCAUGAGAAGAAAAAGCCCUUUCUCUGCUUUCACACUUGCCCAUCUUCUUCUUCUUCUUCUUCUUCUUCUUCUUCCUCGUUGAAGCUCGGUUUUUGAUUUGAGGAGGAGGGAAGAUAAAUCAUCCGAUGGGAAUUUGCUGGGGAGUUCCUGACUAUCCAACUCCUAGCUUCACCGGUCAUCUUAGGCCUGGAGGACCUGUUCUGACUAUAAGCAGUUCAUCAUCUUCUGAGGAUGGCCUGAGCAUGAGCUUGGGAGGGAGGUGGAAUGAGUCUAUUCCAAAUGGUUAUGUUGCUCCCAAUUUAGAUAUAAGGGCCUUUAGUUUUGCAGAGCUGAAAGCUGCAGCAAGAAACUUCAGACCUGAUGCAUUAGUCGGUGAGGGUGGUUUUGGUAAAGUUUUCAAAGGCUUCCUUGAUGAGAAGAUAAUGAAUCCUAUUGCCAUCAAAAGGUUGAACCCAGAGGGAGUGCAGGGAUUCGAAGAAUGGGAGUCGGAGGUGAAGUUCCUAGGCAGCUUAUCUCAUCCAAACAUUGUCAGGCUCCUGGGAUAUUGUUUGGAGGAUAAAGAGCUACUUCUUGUCUAUGAGUUCAUGCCCAAGGGUACCCUAAAGAACCACCUCUUUGGAAGGGGCUCAGCCAUUAAACCACUUUCAUGGGCCAUGCGGCUUAAAAUUGCAAUAGGAGCAGCCAGAGGCCUUGCGUUCAUGCACCAGUUAGAGAGUCAAAUAAUCUGCAGAGAUUUCAAGCCCUCAAACAUAUUGCUGGACUCAUCCUAUAAUGCCAAAAUAUCAGAUUUUGGGUUGGCAAGAAAGGGUCCAGAUGAAGACAGAUCACAUGUGUCAACAGAGGUUAUUGGAACUUAUGGCUACGCAGCACCUGAGUACAUAACCACAGGUCAUUUGUCCGUAAAGAGCGAUGUCUAUAGCUUUGGGGUUGUACUGGUUGAGCUUUUGACAGGAAUGCGAGCAUAUGAUGCAAAUCGUCCGACUGAUCAGCAGAUUUUGGUGGAGUGGGUCAAGCCUCAUCUUUCUAAAAGAAAAUUGACAAGAAUCAUGGACCCUCGGUUGGACGGGCAUUAUCCUCUGAAGGGUGCUCUUGGUGUAGCCACACUUGCAUUCCAAUGUCUUGAUAUGUCGCCCAAGCACCGGCCAUCGAUGAAUGAAGUCAUGAAAACACUGGAAGUAACUAGUGGUAGCUGAUGGAGAACACCGGUGCCUAGACAAUUGAUCCCAACUCAGCAAGUUUCUCAGGCAUGGUCACAUUCUUUAUUCAUCACAUCCUCUAACUGUUGAUUUAUCGUCUCUACUCUGUAAAUGCCAUUUGUCCAGGCAACUACUUUUCCUUUCCAUUUCAGGAUUUAGAUUUUGUAAUACAGUGUGUAGGUUAUCGAUGUCACUGUCGUAAUGACUCGCAAGCCUGCCCAGUUAUGUUUAGUCAUGCUAGGAGUCGGCUCUGAUAUUAUUUGUAUCAGUUUUUGGGGGUGGGCGAGGUCUGGCAGGAAUUGUAGCGAGUCCAAGAUCCUCAGGUUGAGUGUUUUGGAUGUUUCCGGACCAUCUGGACGAGGCCUUGGGUUGAUUCCUGAGGAUAACGUAAUCCUUUUCUCAAUAUGUACCGGCCACGGCAUUUCCUUGACACGCACCAUCAAUAAUUGCUUUAUGCAAGUGUGAUACUAUGAACUGGAUACAUAGACUUGUAACUGGCAUAUUUCAGUGGAGCAAAUAAAAGUUAGUUUUGCCGCAGAA